UAACGGGACCGUUGGGCGGGCGUGUUCACUCCGGUCCGGCGUCGGACUUUUGACGGUUGAGGUCAGGCUGGCUAAAGACGCAGUAGCGCGCUCGUCAACAGGAGCAGCAGCAGCAGCAGCAGCAGGAGCAACAACAAAGCCAGUCGGGACUGAAAUGAAAAACGAAUAACGACGCCAUAGACGAAGGAGAGCGAGUGGACGACGAGGCCACGACACCGGGGAGAGCUGAACCCUACUGACGCCACCGAGGAUCCGCUUUGUCCGAAAAGGACAUGGCAGACGCAGAGCUGGACUUCCAGACGGGCGAUGCCGGAGCGUCAGCCACCUACCCCAUGCAGUGCUCGGCCCUGCGCAAGAACGGCCACGUCGUGCUCAAAGGCCGCCCCUGCAAGAUUAUGGAGAUGUCCACCUCCAAGACGGGCAAGCACGGCCACGCCAAGGUCCACCUGGUUGGCAUCGACAUCUUCUCCGGGAAGAAGUAUGAAGACAUCUGCCCUUCCACCCACAACAUGGACGUCCCCAACAUCAAGAGGGUCGACUACCAGCUGAUCGGGAUCCAAGAUGGCUACCUGUCCCUGCUCCAGGACAGCGGGGAGGUGAGAGAGGACCUGAAGAUCCCGGAGGGCGACCUGGGCAAAGAGAUCGAGAGCAAAAACGAAGCCGGGGAAGAAAUCCUGGUGACCGUUCUCAACGCGAUGGACGAGGAAGCCGCCAUUGGCAUCAAAGCUUUGGGGAAAUAAGCGGCAGCAAGGAGCUGUCGGAACUUGGUGGUGGUGGGGGGGGGUCUAUUGUUAUCCUUCCUCCUUUUUUUUGUUCUUUUUCAUACCCUCCCUCUGUAUACUUUAGAGCACAGCUUUAUACUGUUUAUUAUUAUGAUUAUUGUAUAUUAUGAGCAUCCAGGGGGGUUAAAUGUCCUCAGAGCAAUUGGAAAUAUACACACAAAAAAAAGUGUUCAGGGAAGGCAGGAGUAAAAGCGGCGUUAAUGCUCUUUUUUUUUUUUGUUUUUAUUUUUCCCCGUUUUAUAAAAGGGCUUCAUUGCAAAAAUGAUGAAGGCUUGCAGUACACUAGAUUUUCCUCAUUUGAGCAUCUCUCCUUGUUUAUUUUCCCGAACAUUCAUCGCAGGGAAUUCCAAUUAAAACAGAAGUAACCGUCAA
Syngnathoides biaculeatus (alligator pipefish) is the source of this 1154-nucleotide messenger RNA. Its product is annotated as eukaryotic translation initiation factor 5A-1. Gene Ontology annotation, molecular function: translation elongation factor activity; ribosome binding; RNA binding. The record is from RefSeq and is a predicted model, not a curated record. Gene Ontology annotation, biological process: positive regulation of translational termination; positive regulation of translational elongation. Lineage: Eukaryota; Metazoa; Chordata; Actinopteri; Syngnathiformes; Syngnathidae. The transcript is spliced from 6 exons. The coding region runs from base 273 to 740 and encodes 155 amino acids.